AUUCUCUGCGUGGCUUAAUACGAAAUUUGCUGACUAUGUCUAAGCUAAUUGAACUGAAGCAAGAUGGUGAUUUGGAAAACUUGUUAGAGGAAAAUAAGACAAAGUUGGUUGUUGUUGAUUUCUUUGCUACUUGGUGCGGCCCAUGUAAAACCAUAGCUCCUCUGUUCAAAGAAUUGAGUGAGAAGUAUGACGCGGUCUUUGUGAAAGUCGAUGUCGACAAACUUGAAGAGACCGCCAGAUCCCAUAAUGUCUCAGCUAUGCCAACGUUUAUAGCAUUAAAAAAUGGUGAAAAAGUUGGUGAGGUUGUUGGAGCUUCUAUUGCUAAAGUUGAGGAUAUGAUCAAGAAACAUAUUUAAUUUCUGUAUUCUGGUAUUAAUAUACAUUUAAGUAUGCGUUUAUAAAUGUGUAUGUAUGAACGUUUUCAUUUAAAAUAAAUUAUACUCUUACA
Messenger RNA from Schistosoma haematobium, 448 nucleotides. Its product is annotated as Thioredoxin-2. Bases 36 to 356 code for a protein of 106 amino acids. The record is from RefSeq and is a predicted model, not a curated record. Lineage: Eukaryota; Metazoa; Platyhelminthes; Trematoda; Strigeidida; Schistosomatidae. The transcript has 3 exons. Gene Ontology annotation, molecular function: protein-disulfide reductase activity.